Archocentrus centrarchus (flier cichlid) is the source of this 1679-nucleotide messenger RNA. It is a transcript of the gene mettl17, whose product is annotated as methyltransferase like 17. Gene Ontology annotation, molecular function: structural constituent of ribosome; methyltransferase activity. Gene Ontology annotation, biological process: translation. The transcript is spliced from 14 exons. The coding region runs from base 93 to 1475 and encodes 460 amino acids. Gene Ontology annotation, cellular component: mitochondrial small ribosomal subunit. Lineage: Eukaryota; Metazoa; Chordata; Actinopteri; Cichliformes; Cichlidae. The record is from RefSeq and is a predicted model, not a curated record.
GUAAGAACCUAACGUGCCUUCCAGGGACACUUGAGAAGGGUUGGAUGAAAGUUCAGUGUUAAGCCAUUUAAACACUUGCGGAUGCAGAAGAUAUGGCAUCACGGAGAUUUAGCGCCUGUGUUCUCUGUCAGAGAAGAGCUGUGGGGAAACUGAUGUGCCGGGGAAUGAGUGCAACUGCACACCCACAGCCACAGGUAGAUUUCCUGAAGGGUGAACCACACAGGAAGCAUCCAGGUGUGACCAACCUGAAAACUCUACGACUACCUGAGGAACUACAGAUGGCUGCACAAUCAAUCAUUCACGGAGCCCAAGUGACUCAGCUCCUCGAGCGCACUCGCAAACUCACAAACUUCCUGUGGAGCAGGAAACGAGCGGUUGAGGAUUUUACACUGAGGCAGAAAGCUGUGAGCCUGGAGAAAGAACUGUGGGAGAAAGCCAUGCAGAAGAGAGGAGAUAUAGACGAGCAGGCACUGGAAGACCGCAUCAGGAAGAAAGUUUUCUCAGAGCUCCGAAGAACGAUGUAUCACUGGACUCCCAUGAAGUAUGAUGAGGAGCUGGGUGUGGUCUACAUGGCGGCUCGACUUGCUGGAGGCUAUGCUGCAGUGAAGAGAGCUCUAAACGAGAUAAAGAAGAGGGAUCCCUCCUUUGCUCCUCACUCUCUCCUGGAUUUUGGUUCUGGGUUAGGAACAGUUGUCUGGGCAUCCCGCUCAUGCUGGGGUGAUUCAUUGAAGGAAAUGGUCUGUGUGGACAGCUCCGGGCCAAUGAACGUUUUGGCAGAACGACUUCUCAAAGGUGAUGAUGAAAGAGCUGAACCUUGCAUCAAGCAGGUGUAUUUCAGACAGUUUCUCCCUGUCUCUCCUAAGGUGCAGUUUGACUUAGUCACUGCAGCUUUUACCCUCUCAGAGCUGCCGAAUGGGAAAGACAGAGAGGAGGCAGCAUUCACUCUGUGGAGAAAGACAAGCUCAUAUCUGGUGUUGGUGGAAAAUGGGACCAAAGAGGGCCAUCAGAUACUCAUGCAAGCCAGAGACACUUUAUUGAAGAAACAAGAGAAUACUGUUUACGACUUCAGGCCAGCAUCAGUGUUUGCUCCGUGUUCUCAUGAACUGGUGUGUCCCAAACUGGCUCAUGAGCCCGUCACACCCUGCAACUUCCAGCAGCAGUACCAACCUCUGCCUCUGCCUGGGCGCAAUAACUCUCAGAUUGAGAAGUUCAGCUACCUAAUUUUGAGGCGGACAGAAGCAGUGGAGGCAGACACAAAGGGUGUGGAGUGGGCCAGGCUGAUCGCACCGGUGCUCCGGAGAACGAGGCACGUCCACUGUCGCGUGUGCUGCCCGAAUGGACAGCUACAACACAUGGUGGUGACGGCGAGAAAACACAGCAGAGAUGUGUACCGCUGCGCUCGAAGCAGUGAUUGGGGAGAUCAAAUGCCGAUCGUUCAGGAUGCAGAGGAAGACGUCCACAGUGACUCAGAGUGACGAUUCAGCCAUGAAGACACUGUGGAAACAAAUGAAACUGGCAACACUUUGAGUCAAAGGCAGAAGAGCUGCAAGUUACACAUGUCUACAUUUCUUCACUGUGGUUAUUAAAAUACAGACUUGUCAAACAUAUAACUGUACCUUAGUCAUCUUUGUUGUGUACCACUGCCAAUAAACAUUUUAUAUUUUAGCAGUAUUUUAGAU